Molecule: messenger RNA, 2148 nt
Organism: Symbiodinium necroappetens
Lineage: Eukaryota; Dinophyceae; Suessiales; Symbiodiniaceae
Source: the annotation of a GenBank genome assembly
AUGAGCCAAAUCCUGGCACAAAAAGGCCCUGUUGUUCAGGAGGUAAUUGGCCAUGAGGAAGAGACACACCCGCAAGAGUCUGUGAGGAGCAGGUCGAAGGGAAUCACGACUUGGUCUUCGGAGGACGGAAGCGCCGGCGUCGUCGCCAAGGGAGACCUGCCUCCGCAGGCUGUCGGGGGCCGAAAGACCAGGAGGAGAAGUUUGCUGGCGCAGAUAGGCAAGGGACAACCUGGCAGUCCGUCACAUUCUUCGCCUGCAAUGGCCAAGAUCUCGGACGCGCUCCGCCCGGUUGUGGAUAGCUUCUGGUUCCAAACCCUCAUUGUCUUCUUCGUCGUCGUGGCGCUUUUUGGGGGCGAUCUCGCGACCCUCGCAGAUUUGCCCGACGAACCCGGCUUGUUUAUGCUCGACCUCAUGAUGUCCUUAGCGACAGUGGUCUUCUGUAUAGAGAUGGCAUUGAAUUGCCUGGCACGCAUGCACGUCUACCCUCUGUCUUUCUUCUUCGUGAUGGACUUCAUUGGCACUCUUUCUAUGGCAUUUGAGAUCUCCUUCCUGCUUGGCAAUCAGGCAGAUAUGCAGACUGUACAAGAUGGCUUCGAUGCCGUCUUGAUGCGUACAGCUCGAGCAGCGAAGAUCGGAGCUCGCAUCGGGCGGCUGUCGAAACUCAUGAAAUACGUGUCUUACCGCAUUACCAACCGCCACGGGUUUUUUAUCGGGGACAAGCCUGCAGAAGCCAAAGUCUUGUCGACAAAAUUGAUGCUGACGUUGUCCACCACAGUGUCAAUGCUCAUCCUCGUGCUCGUAUUUACGUUUCCACUUUUCACCAUCGGACUGUACCCGCAGCAGGACCUGUCCAUGAAGACCUGGGCGGAAAAGCUUGAGAACGCAUUCAGUGAAACGGUGGCCAUCCAGCUCAACUCGCAAGUGAGCUCGAACUUGUUCCAGGAGAAAGUGUCCAGAAUGAUCGCCUUUUACAGCACUGUGGGGUACAAACCCUUCCGACUGGAGGGGUUCGGGGAGGAUGUGGUGCUCGAGAACUCGACGAUGACGGUCCGAGGAGCAUCUUUGUUGGUUCGGUCAGAUCCAGUCCGGAUCUCACACAUCUUCAAGAUAUCCGUAGAGAGUUGCCUGGUCCAGCGUGCUGCUUGCCAGACGGACCCGCUGCCGUCGAUUUUGUUCGACUUCACAAGCCCACAGCAGAUUGAGUCAGCCCAAGACAUGGCCCUGAUGUGCUUCAUCAUCGCGCUGAUGAUGAUCGUCUCCUUGAUUCUCAGCCACACUCUCGAUCGAUUGCUUGUGCAACCGAUGGACCGUAUGCUGUACAUGGUAAAGAGCAUGGCCGCAGAUCUCUUAAAGCAGUUCGGUUUGGACGACAGUCCUGAGGAAGAAGCAGAACCGAUUGCAGAGACUGCCCUGAUCGAGGAGAUAUUCAAAAAGUUCGCGCGGCUCGCCAAUCUGGCUGCAGUGCGGAACGAGCUCACCGAGGAGGAAAUGGCAGGCAUGGACAAUGAUGCGAGGGCCGUCCUCCUCGACGUAAUGCACUUACAGGUCAACAGAGACCUGUCAUCGUUGGCUGCUGUGGCCAACGCAUCGGAGCCGUGUUUUGCCAACCUACCGGUCAACGAGUCCGUCUUCUCCACCUUUGAGUUGGACGUGCUUGAGCUGCCCGUGGAGCAAAACCAGCAAGUGGUUGUGCACAUGUUUUUUGACUCUUUCAUUGGAAGAUCGACUGGCCGCAUACUUGCUCAGCCGGAGACGUUCCACAAAUUUCACUCGGUCGUUUAUUCAAACUACAACAGCCUGCCCUACCACAACUACUUCCAUGCCGUCGACGUGACGUAUACUGUGCACAGGCUCAUGGAUAUCAACCGCACAGAUGCUUGGUUGUCAAACGUUGAGAAGUACGCGCUGCUUCUUGCCGCGCUUUGCCACGAUGUGGGUCACCAGGGAAAGACAAAUCCGUUCCUUGUGGAGACGCAGCAUCAGCUCGCACGAGUAUACAACGAUAAGUCGCCCCUUGAGAACAUGCAUGCUGCCAAGCUCUUCGAAAUUGCAAGCAACGAGGACACGGACGUCUUCAAGCGGCUGGACAAGGAUGCGCGGAAGACCGCUCGCAAGGUUUGCAUAGCAGCCAUCCUUCACACGGACAAC